AUGUCCGAACCGGCAAAUACGUCAAAGAACUCUUCCCACUUAAUUGGAGGCUUUUUUGGUGGGCUUACAUCUGCUGUUACAUUACAGCCAUUAGAUCUUUUAAAGACUAGAAUCCAACAAGACAAAAAGUCAACGCUAUGGAAGACUUUAAAAGACAUAGAUAACCCUUUACAACUAUGGAGGGGUACUCUACCUUCAGCAUUACGAACAUCAAUAGGUAGUGCGUUAUAUUUAUCAUGUUUGAAUAUCAUGCGGACUUCCUUGGCUAAGAACAAGCAUAAAGGGUCUUCAUCAGGGGAUGAUCUGAAUGUUAUAUACAACAAGAGCAGUAGUCUACCACGGCUAACAAUGUACGAAAACCUGUUAACGGGGGCAUUUUCAAGAGGCCUGGUGGGCUAUAUCACUAUGCCAAUCACUGUUAUUAAAGUCCGAUAUGAGUCUACUCUGUAUAAUUAUUCCAGUUUGAAUGAGGCAACCAACCAUAUAUACGCCAAAGAAGGUAUUUCUGGAUUUUUCAGAGGGUUUGGAGCUACAUGUUUAAGAGAUGCCCCUUAUGCUGGAUUAUACGUAUUGUUGUAUGAAAAAUCCAAACAAUUAUUGCCCAUGAUCCUACCUAGCAAAUUUAUACAUUGUAAUGCUGAGGGGGAGUUUACUACCUAUACUUCCACAACGAUAAAUACAACGAGUGCCGUGUUGUCUGCCAGUUUGGCCACCACAGUAACAGCACCAUUCGACACUAUAAAGACGAGAAUGCAAUUGGAGCCAUCGAAGUUUACCAAUUCCUUUAAAACUUUCGCAUCUAUAGUCAAGAACGAAACCGCUUUUAAACUGUUUAGUGGAUUGAGCAUGAGACUGACAAGAAAGGCGCUGAGUGCCGGUAUCGCAUGGGGCAUAUAUGAAGAGUUGGUAAAGAGAUUCAUGUAA
Messenger RNA from Saccharomyces eubayanus, 924 nucleotides. It is a transcript of the gene HEM25, whose product is annotated as Hem25p. The transcript has a single exon. The coding region runs from base 1 to 924 and encodes 307 amino acids. Gene Ontology annotation, biological process: glycine import into mitochondrion. Gene Ontology annotation, cellular component: mitochondrial inner membrane; mitochondrion. The record is from RefSeq and is a predicted model, not a curated record. NCBI's taxonomy places the organism in Eukaryota, Fungi, Ascomycota, Saccharomycetes, Saccharomycetales, Saccharomycetaceae. Gene Ontology annotation, molecular function: glycine transmembrane transporter activity.